Crotalus tigris (Tiger rattlesnake) is the source of this 7630-nucleotide messenger RNA. It is a transcript of the gene GLI1, whose product is annotated as GLI family zinc finger 1. Gene Ontology annotation, biological process: regulation of transcription by RNA polymerase II; smoothened signaling pathway. NCBI's taxonomy places the organism in Eukaryota, Metazoa, Chordata, Lepidosauria, Squamata, Viperidae. Bases 895 to 4575 code for a protein of 1226 amino acids. Gene Ontology annotation, cellular component: nucleus. The record is from RefSeq and is a predicted model, not a curated record. Gene Ontology annotation, molecular function: DNA-binding transcription factor activity, RNA polymerase II-specific; RNA polymerase II cis-regulatory region sequence-specific DNA binding. The transcript has 12 exons.
UAUUUAUAAAAAUAAAGGUAGGAUAAAAAAAUUAAAAUCUGUUUAAGGGGCUCAGCCCUCAUUUUAACUGGACUCUAUAAUGAACUCGGGCAUACUAUCCCCUUUCAAUCUUUGGCAACCACGUGUAUUGAAUGAGACUAUUCAUAACAUAGCAGCUUGCCCACAUAUUAGAUUUAGGGUAAGUGUCCUAAAUUGUAUGUGAUACUAUAGCGCUCAGGGAAAAAAAGUAUAGAGGGUUUGAACAGACAGCUUGCUAAAAAUGUUAAUUUGGGGUUCUUCCUUACAAAUGCAUUAAAGUGUAUACUCCCACAGUCCUUAAGCAGCAGAAAAAACAGCCAGCAUCGUUUGCACUGUCCUGGUGAGAUUGAGCAAUAAUCUGCCUUGGUAAUGAGGUUUGCAAGGGGUCCUAUCCAUACAGUUUUACUGCAGGAUAAUUUAAGGGCAACAGUUGGUGGAAUCGCCUAGCUUUGCUUUUCCUCCCAUCCAGUGUCAGCUGCAAGUACCAUUAAGUACCUUCAUUUCAUUCUUUUUUUUUUUUUUUUGGCUAUUUCAUUGCAGUGUUUAAUGCACUUUAAAAAGUGUUUUUUUUUAAAAAAAUUCAUUUCAUUCUUCUUAAAUAUGUAGGAGUGAACUUGGGUAAGUGUGAAAGGAUGCCUGGAAUGGAGGCUUUAACCACCUUCAGCAGCUCCUGGGUAACAAUGAAGAAUUGAUCUUGGGGAAGAUUGAAAGAAGAUACAAUAUGAGAGGGAGCCAUUGGAGGGGGACUGGCAGAAAAUAUUACCCAGUCUUGAGAUACAGGGAAGGAAAAGAUCUGGAUCCUUCAAAAGAAGCAGUGCUAAUUUUCGGCCCACCUUGCCAGAUGUUCCUUUGACUGUGUUCGGCGUCUGACAAACUAUGUUCAAUCCGAUGAACCCGCCAGUUAACAGCUACAUGGAACACUGCUACCUUCGGCCUCUCCAUGGGCAAGGGCAACCUAGUGCCAUGGUAGAAGGCAUCAGUGAUUUACCAUACUAUCACCAAACCAACUCAGUGGGGAAUCACCACACCUACGGAUUGGUACCUGGAGGUGAACAUCCUUCUCAUACUGGUGGUAGCCGUUUUUCUACACCCCGGAGCACAGCAAAGCUGACCAAAAAGCGGGCCCUGUCCAUCUCGCCACUCUCAGAUGCCAGCAUUGAUCUGCAAACUGUCAUUCGCACCUCACCCAAUUCUCUGGUGGCUUACAUCAACUCUCGCUGUGCUUCGGUUGGGGGUUCCUAUGGGCACCUCUCCAUUGGUGCUGUCAGCCCUUCACUUGGGUUCCAGAAACCUCAAGGCAUGUCCUUUGGCCACAACCCCACAACAGUCCCCUGUGGGUCUCAUGAACACGUGACUAGCCGGCCAGGGGUGAUGCACCAUAUGCCACCCCCUCGUGGGAUGCUGAAGCACUGCCAGCUGAAGUCAGAGUCCAGCCUGGGCAGCCCGCUGGAUGCCCUGAGCACCAAGUGCCUGGAGGAGUGCUCGGAGGGUGACAUUUCCAGCCCUGCCUCUACGGGGACACAGGACCCCUUACUAAGUGUGCUUGAUCCACGAGAUGAAUUGGAGAAGGAAGAUGGGAAGGUGGAAACUGAAGCAGUAUAUGAGACCAAUUGCCACUGGGAAGGAUGCACCAAAGAGUUUGACACUCAGGAACAGCUGGUGCAUCAUAUUAACAACGAGCAUAUCCACGGAGAGAAGAAGGAAUUUGUGUGCCACUGGCACGACUGCUCACGGGAACAACGACCCUUCAAAGCUCAGUACAUGCUGGUCGUCCACAUGAGGCGCCAUACAGGAGAAAAGCCUCAUAAGUGCACAUUUGAAGGCUGCAAUAAGGCCUACUCACGGCUGGAGAACCUCAAGACCCACUUGCGCUCCCAUACUGGUGAGAAGCCUUAUGUCUGCGAGCACGAAGGCUGCAAUAAAGCUUUCUCUAAUGCUUCUGACAGGGCCAAGCACCAGAACCGGACACAUUCCAACGAGAAACCCUAUGUCUGUAAGAUCCCCGGCUGUACCAAACGCUACACCGAUCCCAGCUCUCUGAGGAAGCAUGUCAAGACCGUGCAUGGGCCAGAUGCUCAUGUCACCAAGAAGCACCGUGGAGACACUGUAGCCACCAGUCGGACUCUGCCUCUCCAUGGUGACAUGAAGCAAGAGAAAGAUAGUGAGGUCAGGAAGGAAGAGGGCAAACUCAUGGUACCUGAUUCUAAUUUGAAGCCGCAGCCCAGCCCUGGGGGUCAAUCGUCCUGCAGCAGCGAACACUCCCCCUUGGGCAGUGCUAAUAAUAAUGACAGCGGCGUGGAGAUGAACGCAAAUGCAGGGGGCAGCUUAGAGGACCUGUCAGCACUGGAGGAACCGUCUGAGCCCAUGGGAACCUCUGGGCUCUCGGCACUGCGCAAGUUGGAGAACCUGCGCAUCGACAAACUCAAGCAGCUGCGUAAGCCCCUCUCGAUGAAGGGGGUCAAGCUUCCUUCCAUCCCUGGGGCAGGUCCAGGAAGAGAGAUGCCUGGCAUGUGUGGGGGCCCCUCUGCAGCGGCUUCUCACCGGCGUGUUAUGGAGCUCUCAUCCAGUGACCUGCCUUCUCUAACUGUGGCAGGAGACCGGCGAGGUAGCACUACCAGCACUGUCAGUUCAGCCUAUACAGUCAGCCGUCGCUCUUCCAUGGUAUCACCCUAUCUGCCAGCUGGGAGUGCCCCCAAUGGAUUAGGCCUCCCGGACCUGUAUGACCCCAUAUCCCCCGAUGCCUCAAGACGCUCUAGUGAGGCCAGUCAUUGCGGAGGACUUCCCGGGCUGGGCAACCUCACCCCAGCCCAACAGUACCGCCUCAAGGCCAAAUAUGCUGCAGCAACUGGUGGGCCACCUCCUACUCCUCUCCCCCAUAUGGACAGAGCUGUUCAGUCCAAUCUCGUAGGGGAUUAUUCUAACUCAUGCUUGCCUCCUUUUGUGCAUGAGCACAGCACGAAUGAUUACCACGGUUACAGCGGCACUGGCAUUCUCCAUCCCCACCUGAGCCAUAGUGGCCGGCGAGCCAGCGACCCCAUGCAGGCAGUGGCGGAGGUCCAUCCUGUCCCACGAGUGCAAAGGUUUAAAAGCCUCAGCAACAUGAGCCCAGCAAGUGGAGGUAGAGCCGGUGGACAAGUGACGGGGAGUACUGAGGCCAACCUUUCCCACCAUCUCUUCUCCCCACGGCCACCAAGCAUCAGUGAGAAUGUUUUUUUGGAAGCUGCCGCUAUGGAGAGCACCAUCCCGGCUGGGGAGCCAGAAGUGCUGGAGAUGGAACCUUAUCUCACCUACCAGGAGCGGAACUAUCCAUACCAAGCAACGACCAUGGAGCUGCAGAGCAAUCUCGCUCAUCGAGGCACCUUGAAGCUGGUGGGUGACUUACAGAUGAGCCCAGUGAACCACGAGCAGCUAGAAGGUGGUUUUGAUCAGCCAGACUACAUCCAGUCUCAGUGCCAGAUGAAUGUUGCUUUCCACACUGCACGGCAGUGGGACAGCAAUAGUUCAGGGGUAAAUCCUGCAUCACUCCCUGGCAUGGGGCAGUGCCAUUCUGCCCAGUAUCCAAUCCCUGAUGCUAAGCCUAUGGGAGCAGAGCCUGCCAAUCAUGGCCAACAGGCGACAUUCCAGUUUGGUCAGGCACAUAUUAAAGCCGAGCAACAGUUCCAACCAGCCACUGCUGCUCUUGCCUCCUGCCAAACCAUGAAGCAGGUGUUAUACAACCAGGCUCAACCAGUCUGUGGAGAUGGUGGAUACCAGCCCGAAAGCCAGCCGGGCUCUUGCUAUGGCAUGGGGCAGCCCCCAAGCAGGAGAUCCCAGACCCCAAUGUUGCAAGUCAAGGAGAUGAUGGUACGGAGUUAUGUGCAAUCACAGCAAGCAUUGAUGUGGGGGGAGCAGCCGGUCAGCAAUAUAAUGGAUGGCACAGAGAAUGGACCCAGCCAACAACACCAGCCUUACCCUGAUGUAAAGUAUCCAAGCUAUCCUGCCAGGCCAUCACAAGCUAUGGAAAACAAAGCACUUUCAAGCCCCAACAGCCAGUGUUACAAUCCAAGGAUGGUCCCUCAUCCACCUGGUGGACCAAAGCCACCAAAUCGACAAAGCAAUCUGAGCUAUCAAGUUAGCCCUUCUUAUGAAACCCCCAGUGAUGGUGGCCCCCACCAUAUGAUGCGCUUACCCCCUCUGCACGGUCCUGAAGAAACAGGUUUUUCCAUCCCAAUGCACGUGCCGCUGAGCAAAGCUUCUGGGCACAAGUUGAUGAAUACCCAUCAAAGGCACCAUCAGCCCCCCAGCUGUGUGGCUGAGGAUCCAGGUGGGCCUUAUGCUCCUGGGCUGGAUGCCCCUAAAUCUGACUCUUUCUCUUAUCUGCCAGAGGAGCAGGUGUCUAAUAGUUUGGACACUCUGGACUUAGAAAACACCCAUUUGGACUUCACAGCUAUCCUUGAUGAUGCAGAGGCCCUUAGUCCUACCCCACCUGGUGGCCCAACCAACAUGGCGGUGGGGGAUAUGAAUUCCAUGCUGAACUCAUUGGCAGGGGAGAACCAGUUCCUUAAUACCCUUUCCUAGUAUGUUUAGACAAGGCUCUGAUGACAAAGACUGCUAUUUAUCAGAAUCAGGCUGAUACAAGAGACAAGCAUGCCUCUUAUUGGGCUGAACUCAUUGGGGAGAGAGUUGAUUCUAACUAGUAACCUUCAAGUUCUUUGGUACAAAAUAGCAUUUGCUUUUUAUCCUUAUUCACCCUAGACAAGCUGAUCUGCUGAUGGGCUGGGCUGAAGGAUGGGCAUCUAUGGGAAGGGAGGUGUGUUAAUUCCAGUCCCUUAGUGAGAAAAGCACAGCUCAGGACUACCUAGAUUUUAUCUGCGGUCAUUCAUCUCUUCUUCCCACUAAGUCCCCUUUCUGAAAGGAAAGCAGUAUUUUUGAUAAGCUUCCCAAGUGCCUCUUUUCAAGUCUAUUAACAAACUAGAAUGUUACAAAGCAUUUCUUGCACAGUGCCUCGGAGUUUGUUGAUAGAGUACCUUAAGUCUGUUGCAUAUAUUUAUAAUAGAUAUAUUUAUAAAAGUAAGCUUAGAUACAUGCAGUACUGGAAAAAUGUGCGGAAUUGUCACCUGUUCAUACAUCUUUCCUGUAAAAUACACAGAGGAAAGACAUCUGGAGGAGCAGUAUAUUAAAACUGCCUCUCUGGCCACAUGGAGUCUUUUAAACCUAGUUGUAGAAUCCUCCCAGAUGCUGGAAUAUACAUUGUUACCCCCCCCCCUUGGCCAUUGACCAUGCUGGUCUGGGCUAAUGAGUCCAGCAACAUCUGGAGGAUGAGAAUUGUCCCGUCCUUGGAAGUUGCUAAGUCUCAGAUUAUAUCCAAUACAUAAUAUGCCACAUUCAGGUCCAUCCCCUCAUUUCAGCUCCCAAUUUGCAAAGCUAGCAAAAGUUAACUUGGCAUUUCUAAGUACCACCAAUUUACCUUUUGCCAUAAGCUCCCACCCUGUAAUUAUUACCAUUAUAAAACCCGCCAUAUAAUAAAAGCACAAUGCUAGGAAGGUGCUUGUAUUCUGUUGUCCUGCCAGAAUUCUUGCCUUAAGAUUAUUUUUGCCUGCCUAACAACUUUACACAUGCCUCUCCCCUUCCUGUUAUGGCACCUGGCCAGACCGCAACAAAGGUCCCCUCUGCACUAUGUUGUAAAUUAAAGGGCCCUUCUCCAGCUCUAGUCAUGUGUAUGACUUGCUAGGUUGGGAUGUGGUUAAGGAUGUAUGGAAAAAUUAUGCUCAUGAUUCCAUACACAGAGGAGUUCCAUCUGUGUAUUUUCUGAGGGCUGGGAUAAAGAUGUUUUAGAUGUAUAUUUGAAAAAACUAGAUGAUCAUGUGGGAAGCAUAUGUUUGCAAAUGCAGUGUUCAUGCAGAUACAUUCCUCAGGGAGCUGGAUGUUGCUGUGGUGCCGAUUCAGUGUGAAAAGAUUUGUAAUGUCAUAUAUUGGGGAACAAUGGGAAACUGGGCAAAAAGAGAAACUACAAGCUGAACCACAACUAGCCACAAGUACACUCAUAUCCAUUGUAGAAGGCUAAAUGCAAAGCUGGACAAGUUACACACACGUAAGAGUAAAAUGCCAAUGGAACAAAAGAAUCUUCUUGUAAUUCAGAUUAAUUUAUAAGAGAAAAUAAACACCCAGCACGGAGUUCACCCAGCAUACAGGUAAAAUCCUCUUGAUCCCAAAUGAGCUAGGGCUGGUUGACACAAGCAUAUACACCACUGGAUUUCAUAAUAUUUUUAUGAUUUGAACUUUAAAGUGGUACCACAGCAAUUAAUUGUGUUUGAAGCCAUUUCUGAGCUCUCGGUCAAUUGCCCGAUCAUGUAUGCAAAGCCACCAUUUUUAUACAUACUUGAAAAUCAAUUUACCUGCCUUCGAUUCUGUGAAAAUAUCCUACCACUGGGCUACCAAAAGAAGAAAUUUGGGUGGAAGGGCAACACUAAUGGGGUCAUGAUUGGGCCCUUAAUUUGAAAACCGUGAAAGAGAAACUGAACAAAUCAUUACAAUAAGGAAAAAUGGGAUAGCGUGUUAAAGAUAGCGUUUCCAGCUAUACACUGGAGAACAAUCAGCCCUAAGCUUUUAAAGUCCCAAUUCAUCCCAUCAGUCCUCUUCACCUGCACCCACCCAGUCUCAAAAGAAACUUUGGGGAAAGGCAACUCAUGCAAUAUAUUAACGGUGUUGUGAAAAUGAAACUCUCCCUACUGCUCCUUCUACAAAGAUCUUUUAAUUGCACGUUGAUAACUUCAAAUCUGGAGCACUUGAAAAACACUUGAAACUCUUCACAUAUGAAUUAAUGUUAGGUCAGAUUAAGACUUAUCCAGCCUAUUCUCGCCUUGCAAUUGCCCAAACUACGUGAGAGCCAAGAACAUAAUUUUGAAGCUUAGUGUGCUCUGUCAGGAAACUUAUAUUCUUGCCCUCCUGGGUUUUUCCAAGUCCACAUAUACUUUAAGCAGACUGGGCAAAAUGAAGCGUAUUGAGGCAGACAGGAAGGAAGCAGAAUCAUAACUUUAAAAAUAUUAAUGAGGAAUAUCGUUGUCUGGUGCUUAUAUGCUCACCCCACCCACCCACCCCCCUAUCAACUCUGCUUAGUUAGCCUCUGAGGUUUUAGUAAUAUUCCAAAAAUCUGUUGAACUAAAAGGAUAGAGAACGACCACACACAAGCAAUGGGAAAAAAAUGAAUAUAUAAACAAAAGCCAAUAAUACAUCUGUUUUCAAGCUAUUUUCGUUUCUCGUAACUGCACUGGCUGCCUCUGUCCUUACAUUUCUGGUGCCUAUGGAGAUUCUGCAUUUCUGGUAUCUAGGGAGAUUACAUUUCUAGUGUUUUGAUUGUUUCCAAGUAAAUUAAGGGUUCCCCUUUAAAACAUCCUCAGCAGAGCACAGCAAACUAUUUUGUACCAAAGCUGAACCUUGGACCGCCUGGCUCAAAACUGUCCCAUGUGUCGAUGGGGGCUCUUCAGGGUUUUAGACAGGAGACCUAGAUCAGAUGUCAGGAGCUGAAUUCACUAAGUUAUGCCUCUCCUAUUGAGGCAGCCUCUUAUGUCAUAGUUCUACCAAUGAACUGUCCUCAUGCCCCCCCCACCCACCCACCCUAGCAUCUUCCUCAUAG